Molecule: messenger RNA, 1361 nt
Organism: Chlorella variabilis
Lineage: Eukaryota; Viridiplantae; Chlorophyta; Trebouxiophyceae; Chlorellales; Chlorellaceae
Exons: 7
Coding region: 19-1260 (413 amino acids)
Molecular function (GO): glycosyltransferase activity
Source: RefSeq, a predicted model, not a curated record
CCCAACCGGGUGUGCAUCAUGGUGGAGCCUUCACCCUUCACCUACGUGUGUGGCUACAUGAACCGCUACCGCAACACCAUCCGCUUCCUCACCGAGGCGGGGGUGGACGUGCUGGUGGUGACGCCCGGCCCCGGCAUGACCGCGCCUGGCAUCGAUUUUUCGGCAGCCUGCGAGCAGCCUGCCGAAUUCCACGGCGCGCGGGUUGUGCAGGCCUUCAGCUUUGGUCUGCCCUGGUACCUGUCACUGCCCCUCAGCUUCGGCCUGUCCCCUCGUAUCUACAAGGAAGUCAAGGCCUUCAAGCCCGACAUCAUCCACUGCUCCAGUCCCGGCAUCAUGUGGCUGGCCGCCCUCAUCUACUCCCGCCUGCUGAAGGCACCGCUUGUCUACUCCUAUCACACACAUGUGCCCGAGUACAUGCCCAGGUACGCAAUGACGCUGUUCAUCUCAGCAAUGUGGGCUAUCAUCCGCUUCUUUCAUGCCGCCGCGCACCUCACCCUGGUCACCAGCGGGGUCAUGGCAGCAGAGCUAGCGGCGCAGGAGGCGCCGCCUGCACACGCCAUUGAAGUGUGGAAAAAGGGUGUCUGCUCUGACACGUUCCACCCACGCUUCCGCAGCCAGGCAAUGCGCGAGCGGCUAAGCGGCGGCAAACCAGACGCCCCUAUCUUGCUGUCUGUGGGGCGGCUGGGCAAUGAGAAGAACCUCAAGUUCCUCAAGGGCAUUCUGGAGCGCAUCCCUGGCGCCCGCCUAGCAUUUGUGGGCGAUGGGCCGGCACGUGAGGAGCUCAAGCAGUACUUCAUGAACACGGCCACGGUGUUCACCGGGAUGCUGCAUGGCGAGGAGCUCAGCACGGCGUAUGCCUCGGCCGACAUCUUCGUAAUGCCAUCCGAGACAGAGACCUUGGGCUUUGUGGUGCUCGAGGCCAUGGCCAGCGGAGUGCCGGUGGUGGCCGUAAGGGCUGGUGGCAUCCCUGACAUCCUGACUAAGCAAGGGGAGACUGGCUAUCUUUACCAAUCCGGCGAUGUUGAGGAGGCGGCUGGCCAGGUGGCGCAGCUAAUUGAACACCCUGAGCUCCGGGCGCGAAUAGGCACUGCGGCCCGGGAGGAGGUGUCUCUCUGGGACUGGCGGGCAGCCACCCUGCACCUGCUGCACGUGCAGUACCCACUAGCCAUUGCAGCAGCUGCACUCUACUAUUGCCGCAGCGCAGGCGGGGAACGUGGAACAGGUGGCACCACUGUUGACAUGCCUGCUCUGGCUGCCUGAGCUGGCAGCGCACCCUUGACAGCCUUCUGCUUGCCAGCAUUUUGACACCAAACUGCCCUUUUGUUGCCUGCCUGGAGCACCGACAUUGUUACCAUAAUCAC